Molecule: messenger RNA, 835 nt
Organism: Pelagomonas calceolata
Lineage: Eukaryota; Pelagophyceae; Pelagomonadales; Pelagomonadaceae
Source: the annotation of a GenBank genome assembly
CUUUGCAGCACGAAACAAAAAGAGCAGGAAGCGCGGCCGUGAUCGCCGCAAAUACACGCGGGAGGGCCGACCGUACGCACGUUGCCGCUGUGCUCAAAAAGAGCGACGAGUUUGCGUCGACUAGCAAAUCACUGCACGCUGCACUGCGCUGCAGCGGGCGAUACCGCGGCGGAACGCCGGCGACGCGACGUAGACACAACAGGACCACCAGUGAACCAUGGGCCGCUCGCAGCGCAGCAACCGCCCACCAAAAAUGGUCACGGAAGCCACAUUCGACGUCGAGGCGCGAAAAGAUUGGCUCCAAGGGUUCCGGAAGCGGAAGCGCGAGCGGCGCCUCACGGGCCUGGCCCACGGCGCGCUCAAGGCGCGGAAGCAGAAGCUCGCCGACCGCGCGGCGCGGCGGUCGAUGCGGCCGCCGCCGGCGCCCGAGCCCGUCGUCCUGGACGAGGCGCCGGCGACGCGCGAGACCGUCGUGCUCACUGACAGCAAUGUCGUGGAGCAGUGGGGCGCCGCGGUCACGGUCACGACCACUGUGGGAGGUUUAGACGUGGACGCCGAAGACGCGGACGCGGCCGAGGCUUUGUUACGCGGAGCCCACGCUCCGCCUCCGAAAAAACGCGUCGACGCGGCCCAGGUCGAAGCGGGCACGCUCGAAGCCGCUCGACGAAAGGUCGCCCACCUCGGCGCGCAGUCCGCGAAACGCCAGCGCCGCGCCGCCCGGAAACGGGACGCGAACCCGCAUUUCAAGGGCGGCGGCCGCGGCGCGGCGCGCGCGCUACUGGACGGUGCGGCGGCGAAGCGCGGCGCCAAGCGUAAGAAAUAAGUAGUAGUAGUC